Molecule: messenger RNA, 3027 nt
Organism: Plasmopara halstedii
Lineage: Eukaryota; Oomycota; Peronosporomycetes; Peronosporales; Peronosporaceae
Product: Metallothionein-like protein
Exons: 5
Coding region: 1-3027 (1008 amino acids)
Biological process (GO): regulation of DNA-templated transcription
Cellular component (GO): nucleus
Molecular function (GO): protein binding
Source: RefSeq, a predicted model, not a curated record
AUGAUCAAGUCCAAUAUCAAAUGCACGAAAAAUGGCAAUGCAGAGCAUGGAAUACAAGUGACGAACCGAAGACAAACCGAAGUGACGCAGCCAGAGCAGGAACCGGAGCUACUGGUGGAACUGCAGCAAAUGCAAACUCCAAAUCAUGAUGAUGCAUUCAAUAAUGUUUCCUGCGAUGUAUUAUCACAUGAAAGUGAUUGCGAUUAUUUACCGAUGAAUUCCACCAUGACUUUCUUGACGCCGUCUCCUUAUCGACGCGACUUAGCAAAUCCUACAGUGGACAUGGCAAUGGCUAGACCAACAAUUACCUCGGCAAAGUGCACACAUUCCAAGAUGCCAGAAUUGAGUUUGAAAUCUUCUGGUCUAAUGACUCCGCAUCCACCAGAAACGUUCAAUCUAAUCAAUCAAGAGACGGAAGCUGUCACAAGUUACAAAGAGAAACAUAAAUUACCGCCGAGAAAGACUGCGACUUUAGCAACGUCUCCACAAUCUUUAUCUCCAUUCAAAAAGCAGCAGCUUCUUGCCCGACCACUGAUGGAAGAUUUUGAGCGUUCUGGAGAAAAUGAAAGCUGUACAACUGGUCAAGAAGUUAUAGAGUCACCAAUUAUCAGUGACAAGCAGGUGGCGACUUGUUCUUCACUUCUUAAUGCUGAAGAUAUUCACUCAUUUUCACCAUUAUUGCCAAUUGACGAGUUUGAUAACAAUUUCAUGUCCGUCAAACUUUCGCCUCUUGUGGCUCUUUCUUCGUACGUCUUUCCAAGAUUACUUCCACCAUCAUUAGAGCGAGAGCAACACUUGCCAGCGUCAAUCACCGGCACCCGUGAUGGCAUUUCUAUAAAUCCUAGGACUCACAACAAAAUAGCAAACAGUGAUCAAUCUACUGGUGGUGGCACCGAUUCGAUAUCGUGUUCAGCUGAUGGUCUGGCUUCUUAUGAACUUUUCCGCAACUCGUUUCCAAAUAUUCAGGCGUUGACAAGCACGACGCCGGGAAAAGAAGAACGAUUAAAGCUAAACAACAACAGUGUCAUGAAAAUGAAGCUCCACACAUCCUUCGCGUCUUCUCCUACACUGCUUGACUUGCAUUCUACUCGUGAAUUCCAAGCCAUAAACAACAAUUUAAAACGGAAAAAGUGUAUUCGCCGGCGUAAAGCAGAUGACUCGAAACUUCACAACGUUCAGCGUAAAUUACUACCAACUCCAGUAAAGAUUGCAGCAAAGCAUCGUUCGACUCGAUCGCCGCUACAGCCUUGGAAUGGGCAAACACGUGACGCUCACCAGUUUAAGACACCCACACCUCGGAAGUCAACAACUUGUCAAAAGGUGACGCGGUCAUCACCCGUUGUGUGCAAAUUGAGUCCGGCGACCGAGCCAGAUACUCCCUUGACGAAUCCAGCUAACACCAUAAAUAAGCGGAGAGGAGCACAGUGCGUCUCCAUGCCUGUUUCGAAGAUCAGCCGAUCAGCAUAUAACACGCGGCGGUUGCCACUAAAAGUUGAGCUGGCAAUAGCACCAUCUAGCACACCAAACAAGCAAAGGAAACGGCGAGAAAUACCAAUAGCUACGACUAGGUACACUCCGUCACCACCGUGUACCACGAUUGAUAGUGACAUGUCUACCUUUAAAAACUCUCUGCAUCAAACGCCGACUCUUAUCGAAGUCUCGACUGCAUUACACCUGUCCGAAUCUAAAGCGUCACUUGGCUCUACUGUCAAGACGGUCCCGGCACAAGCGCAAAUUAAGGCCCCGUGCAAUUGCAAAAAGUCCAAGUGUCUAAAGCUUUACUGUGAAUGUUUUGCCAGUGGUGGCUAUUGUAACGCAAGCUGCAAAUGUCUGGAUUGUGCAAACAUCUCUAUCAAGGAGGACAUUCGGCAGCAAGCCAUCGCGUCGCGACUUGAGAAGAAUCCAAACGCAUUCAAACCUAAAAUCGGUGCCAAUCCGACUAUAAUUGCUGCAUCAGCAAAUGGCCGUCGCCUGUCUGUCAGUAAGUCCAUGGAAAGUCAUUCUUCACGUAACGAUUCAUUGUCACCACCGAGUACUUUACAUCUUCGACAACAUUUAUUAAGUGCGACUUUAUUGGCCACCAAGAUGCACAAACACGGAUGCCACUGCAAGAAAUCAGCUUGUCAGAAAAAAUAUUGCGAGUGUUUUCAGGCGGGAGUGCCUUGUGGAGAGAACUGCCGCUGUAUUGAAUGUAAGAAUCAGGCUUUGUGUACUCAUACGAAUGAUGGUAUGGCCGCAGUCUCAAAUGCUGAAACAGCUUCCAACGAGCUCGAAGAGACUUUUGUAUCACCAGUUCCUCAAGUCGUCCGCAAGCGGAUGCGUCUUGAUCGUGAAAAACGGGAAAAGGACUCUUCAUCACCGUUCAAGGCAUCUCUCGGACGUCAUAGGGGGCACACUGAGCUCCUACUGUCUAGACUAUCAUCAACCAGCAGUUUCAGUAACUCUGAUGAUAGCUCAGUGUGUGGCCGAGUGACAUUUAUCCCUAAAAACUCACCAAAUGCUCAAUGUGGUACUAAAGGCUUUCAGAAAAUGUCUCCAAUUCGAGGAACUGGUGAUACACAUCAGGUGGGUACCAGUGGAGCUGCGCACGACUUGCUACUGUUAAAAGAACGCGAUGCUUAUAAUGACAAAAUUGGCAACAUCUCCGGGAAGGCUGCAUUGUCAGCCGCAUUGCGAUCAUCGAGUAAAGCGGAACAAGUGUUCGUGCUACCAUUGUUUGGAUCUAAUCUCAUACCUGUAGAGAGCGACGUCAGCGCCAAGAUUUUCGGCUUCCUCACAAAUGCCGACUUGCACAAUGCAAGUUUAGUUUGUCACCUUUGGAACCAAGUUGCUCUGAGUGAUAUUGUUUGGGACCACGCUAAUUUUGUCCCUACGGAGGCAAACGUUGCUCAACACAUGCGACAAAAGAUGUUUAUGGAGACAUCUUCAGUCAAGCUGGAGUCGAGCGUUGUUGGCUCAAGAUCAAGAAGGCGAAUAGUAUCUUUUGAGCGUGAACGAAGUCUUGCUGUGCUCUCGACCCUCAGGUAA